AUGCGCGAGCGACCCGGCCACUCCGGUGGCCUAGGGCGCAUGCGCGAGAGACCCCUCCACGCCGGUGGCCUAGGGCGCAUGCGCGAUCGACCAUCCUCGUUGCCCUGCAGACAGACGCCGUUUGCGCGUGCGCGCCUCCUUGGCGCCAAUGCCCCCCGGGAGCCUCCGCCGCCCACCCGCGCACGCGCAGUCCGCAGGGUCUCCGGGCAGGCGGGACGCGCCGUCCAGUACAGCGCCAACAUGAUCGGCCAGAAAACCCUCCACUCCUUCUUCACCCCGGGCGCGCCCGGGAAACGGCAGCUCCCCAGCCCGGGCCCGGCGGCCACCCCGGACCAGGAGGUACUAGCCCAACUGGGGGCGCGGGGCCCGCCUGAGGCGGGAGCCAAUGAGAAGGGCGCUCCGCCAGCGGGGCCCAAUGGCGGCUCCGCCCGCCUUCGAGGCCCCGCCCACCUCUGCCCGGUCGUCCAAUCGGAGGAGGGGGGCGGGACGCGGGUCGGGGAUUUUGCCGCGAAACGGCAUGUAGCCGCGGGGGGGGCGGGUGGAGGGGGAUCUGGAUUUCCCGCCAUCCUCCGCGGCUCCUGCCCCCUCUGCCCGAGGAUUUCCCGCCAUCCUCCGCGGCUCCUGCCCCCUCUGCCCGAGGAUUUCCCGCCAUCCUCCGCGGCUCCUGCCCUCUCUGCCCGAGAAUUUCCCGCGAUCCUCCGCGGCUCCUGCCCCCUCUGCCCGAGAAUUUCCCGCGAUCCUCCGCGGCUCCUCCUUAGCCAUCCCUUCUCCUCAUCCCACUCCGGGGGCUCUUCCCGGUCUCCUGAGGGAUCCCAUCCCGCUUUUACCUCCAUUCCCGGUCCCCGGGGGGCAGGCAGGAUGGGGCUCCUGCGGGCCGCCACCCUGAUGGGCCGGUCCUUGAGGGUUAUUUCCCGUCAGGUCCAGCCGUCCAAGAAGGCCAAGGCGAAGGCCCCCUCGUCGCCGCCCGCUUGGCCGCUGAGCCCCGAGCAGUUGGAGCGGAUCGAGAGGAACAAGGCGGCUGCUUUGCUGAGGCUCGCCAACCGACAUGCCCCCGUCGGCCUGGGCGACGGCUGGAAAAGACAACUCUGCGGCGAGUUCUCCAAACCCUACUUCAUCAAGCUAAUGGGAUUUGUAGCAGAAGAAAGAAAGCGUCAUACUGUUUAUCCACCUCCAGAGCAAGUUUUCACAUGGACCCAAAUGUGUGACAUUAAAGAUGUGAAAGUUGUCAUCCUGGGACAGGAUCCAUAUCAUGGGCCCAGUCAAGCUCACGGACUCUGCUUCAGCGUUCAGAAACCUGUGUCUCCCCCACCCAGUUUAGAAAAUAUUUAUCGAGAGCUGUCUACAGAUGUGGAAGGCUUCUCCCAUCCUGGCCACGGAGAUUUGUCUGGUUGGGCUAAGCAAGGCGUCCUGUUGCUCAACGCCGUCCUGACGGUCCGGGCGCACCAAGCCAAUUCUCACAAGGAAAGGGGCUGGGAGCAGUUCACGGACGCUGUGGUGUCCUGGCUCAAUGAGAACCUGGAUGGGCUCGUCUUCAUGCUGUGGGGAGCUUACGCUCAGAAGAAAGGCAGCUCCAUUGAUAGGAAACGCCACCACGUACUCCAGACUGCACAUCCCUCCCCUCUGUCGGUGCACAGAGGAUUCUUUGGAUGCAAGCACUUCUCGAAAACCAAUGAAUUGCUGAAGAAAUCUGGCAAGAAACCAAUCGACUGGAAAGAGCUUUGAAACUAGACACUGCAGCUGUACUGUGGUGGUUUCUAGUGGUCUUCUUUCGGAGAAUCUGCCGUUGAGGAAUGUAUGUAAGGUGAACUGCAACUUUGAGAGGAAUUGGUUUAUGCCUUUGUGCCUUUGUAAAUCCUUGAGCAGUAACCUGUGUGAAAACAGGUGGGCAGUGGUUUGAUGACCAUUUUUUCUCUUUAGAAUUUGGCUCACUGACUGGCUUCCUAACACAGUAGCAGGGCUCUUUAAGUUGACGCUAAAUGUGGCCGUAAUUGUGCCUUCUAAGGCUACUUACUGGUGAUCAAACCUCCUUUUAUCCUUCUCUUACCCUCAUCCUUCCAAGCAUUUCCAUUACUGUUAAUGAGAUUUGUUUGCAAAAACGCACCUUUGUAUAUACAGUGUAAAAGCUACCUUGUAUGUUGACAGCCACUGCAGCUUAUUUUUGAGAGGUUAACGGGGGUUUCAAGAUGUUUUUCCCGAUUUCCCUGUUUAAUUUUAAAAUGUACUCUAGUGGGCAUUGUGACCAAGUGCACUGCACCCUAGGAUGUACCUUUAAUUUACCGAGAAGGUUGACAGAACAUCUGUUUUGCACAGUGCCUAAAAAUGGUCACAAUGGGUUCUAGAAAUCUUAGGGUAACAGAAAACCUCCUCCAAUAAAUCAAGGAAUUCCAGGUUUGGGCAAGUUUCCUUUCUAAGAGAAAGUGCAGUGAACUGGUACCUUUUUUUUUUUUUGAACAAUUAAAUUAAUCUAGGGAGCAUUUCAUAUGUUUGCUCCAAAAUAGCCAGGGUUUGUCAAGGGGAAGAUACACCCUUAAUUUUUUUUUUCUUUUUUUUUCCUUCCCUGAGCCCGUUUCUACAUUUCAAUUUCAGAGUUUCUGUCUGCUAGCCUAUAGUGCCUAACUUGAGACUUUUCUUCUUAUGAAUCCGGGAAAGUUGGAAGCCUUAACAGAGCACAUUGAGACCUUUUUUAUGGGAUCACAUCUCCCGUGACAAUUGGCACUGUUUACUUCUAUGGAAUACAGGUAAGGGAAGGAGAGGUGGAAGAUUUUGUAUAUGGAUUUUCCUGUUCUGGAAGAAAUACACUCCAUGUCGUUUAAUACGCUCAUCUCAGGGAGCAGUCCGUUUUCAAGGCAGCUCUUAACUUUUAGCUCUUAGAGAUUAUAAGAGUCCGUUGUUCCUUUGUUGGUAAUACCGGGAGACCUGUUCUUACUAGUUUGUUUUUACUGUGAUGGCGAUUACCCCAAGUUUCAAGAAAAAGCUCUUUUUAAACCUUCAGUUCAACAGCGGUGGUCAUUUGAAGUCAGCACUGAAAAGAUGUCCAGUGCUGUUUCCUGCCAACUGGAUUAGGAGCAAACUUGGGGAAAUUUGGUAAUAAACAAUUGUCGUGUUUCAC
Molecule: messenger RNA, 3109 nt
Organism: Tachyglossus aculeatus (Australian echidna)
Lineage: Eukaryota; Metazoa; Chordata; Mammalia; Monotremata; Tachyglossidae
Gene: UNG
Product: uracil DNA glycosylase
Exons: 7
Coding region: 1-1722 (573 amino acids)
Biological process (GO): base-excision repair, AP site formation via deaminated base removal; base-excision repair
Cellular component (GO): mitochondrion; nucleus
Molecular function (GO): uracil DNA N-glycosylase activity
Source: RefSeq, a predicted model, not a curated record